GCCCGCGUCCGGGAGUGGACGGGGAGCGUCGGUGCCGUCGUCGAACGGGCCGCCGAGCUCUCCGGCGGCUUCCAGCGGCGCAGGGGCGACGCAUCGGGCGGCGGCGCGCGCGCGGAGACCGAGCCGAAGCCGCCAGUCGCCGAGGACUGGGGCUCCGCGCGCCUCGGCAUGUCGGCCGCGGCGCCGGCGGGCGUAGCCACCGAGAAGCGGCCCGCGGCGGCGCCCGAGGCCGUCGCCGCGCCGGAGGAAACUCAAAAGAGACGCCGCGUCGCGGGCCGCCUCGUGGCGUACGACGACGAGGGCCACCGGCCCAAGGCCUGGCGCCGCGACCUGUCGCCCAAAAAGCCGGCGACGCGACGGGCGUCCAAGGGCGCGCGCGUCGCCUUCGCGGACGGGUCCAAGCCCGUCGCUGUUGAUACGCCGGCGCCCGUCGCGGAUCCGCAGCGCCAGGCGCAGCAGCGGCGGCUCUUAGGAAGGCGCAUGGAUCGCGCGAUCUGGGACGCGUUCCGGAGCCGCGAGUUCGCGCCCAUCGAGGCCUUGUUGGCGCACGGCGCCGACGCCGGGUAUGUCAGGACCGAGGGCGGCGGCGAGACGGCGCUCAUGGCCGCCGCGUACCACGGGCGCGAAGAGAUCUGCCGAGCUUUAUUGUCGCGGGGCGCGGACCCGCGCAAACAGGACAAGCGGGGCCACGACGCCGCGGCGCUGGCCCGCGUCAAGGGCAACGCGACGCUCGCGACGCUGCUGGACGGCGUCUGCCUCGAGCCCGUGGCCGCGCCGCCGCGCGCGGCGACACCCCCGCCCCCGGAAGCGCCUGCGGCGGCCAAGUCGCCGAAGCAGCGCGGCGACGACGUCCACCCGCGGCUUCUCAAGAAAAACGGCAUGGACGACGACGACGACGCGGCCGACGACGAGGAGGCCAUCUCGCGGAGCGUGGCUUUGCCCGAGGCGGAGAGUGGGUAAUAAGUAUUGUGUGAC
Messenger RNA from Pelagomonas calceolata, 975 nucleotides. The record is from the annotation of a GenBank genome assembly. NCBI's taxonomy places the organism in Eukaryota, Pelagophyceae, Pelagomonadales, Pelagomonadaceae.